CAACCGUUCUUCUUCUCUUCUUUAUUGCUCUUCUUUACUUAUUCCCUAUUCCUUAUCUUCUUUGUUGAACUUUUAACUUAUUUUUCUUUCUGCCAUUGAUGGCACAUUCAAAUAUGCUUCACCCCGUAGCACCCUAUCAAGAGUCUGGAUUUACACCCAUUGUACUGGCACCUUUGUGCCUUGGACAUUGUACUCCACUCUUACAACGCGCUCACAUUGACCUGCUAAAGUUUCUGCAGAUGAGAGACCCUAGCGAUUUCGAGAAUAUCGGAAUACGCGAUUUCAGUGACUGCAAACGGCUUGCGCUGUUUAUUAGGUCUCUAGAGGUCCACUUGGCGGACAAGGGGCUUUUAGAACAAGGAACCAAUUCCUCGACUUUUUUAUCACCAGCAUCAUCAACAUCAUCUCUGUUAUUAUUACCACCACCACAACAACAACAACAACAACAACAACAACAGCAACAGCAACAACAAAAACUUAAGACUCGGCUGAUUAAUCCAAUCAAAAGACAUGAAACAUCAUUUUCUAUAAACAAAAAAGACAAAGAGGCAGUCAAAAAGGCACUGGUCGCAUUUGAUCGACAGGUGCUUCCCAGUCUCUACAUGACUUGUAACUCGCCACCUUUACCCAGUCUUCCCAAAUCAGAGACUUGUUCCGGAUCAUUCUCCGCCCUCAAGACCGUACGACCGAGCUAUUCAUUCAGUAGUGACACCGGAAAGACAUCCAUUCAAUCGUCCAGCACUACCACCAAUACGGUAUCGAGCGACAUUACCAUGUUUGAUAACUCGGAUGAUGAUAAUGAUAGUGAUGAAGAAAUGCCCUUGACAGACCCACCAGCCUACACAACCAUACCCAUACCCAUACCCAUACAAAGCACGCAUAUUGAUAUUGAUACUAAUACUAAUACUAAUAUUAAUACAAACUCAAACUCAAACCAACAAGACACAAACACAGACACAAACGCAAACACAAAUAUAAAUCCCAUAAUUUCAAUUACUCCUCAGGAUGGAGUACAAACCAAUAUAGUACCUAGACAUCGACAGCCAAUUGCUCACACCAGACCUAAAUCACUUCCCGCCUACCUCAUUAGCCGACUUAGUUCCUUGCCUUUGUCUGCUAUUGCUCCAACAUCUACCAUAUCUGCCAUAUCUGCUUCUGAUUCAUCUUCUUAUUUUCCUUCUGCGCUUAAUGUUGUACAGCCGAGUUCAUCUAGCAUCGAUGUACCAACAAACCUAAGAUCCGAACAGAGAUCUUUGUCUGCACCACCCGAUUAUCACGACAGCGUUCUGCAGAAGCGAUGGGAGUCCAGGCAACCGGUGCUUCCUCGAGAAGAAGAAGGCUCAGAAAUCCUUCCUGACUACAAAUGUACUAUCUUUAAGAUGGGCCAUGUCUACGUAAAGCGUGAAUUUGAAAAACCGGGUGUACGAUCCCGAAGGAGGGGUUGGAGGAAAUUGUAUUUAGAGGUAUGGGGAACAGUCCUUCGAAUUUACCGUGCAUCACCUAAAGAAGGCUCGAUCUACUCUUCAUCAUCUUCUUCGCCUUCUUCUUCGCCUUUAACAACCUGUUCAUCAAAAUCUACAUCAGUAUCCGUAUCACCAUCAACAGCAUCUUCAUCUUCAUUUAAAUCCAAAUUAGCAUCAAAGUCAAAAGCUUCGUCUUUUUCAGAUGGACUGUUCAACAAUCGAUCGAAAUACAAGACGGCUUACAAGCACUGGCACAAGUACUAUUAUACACCAAUUACUACCAUUUCCCUUGCCGGUGCAGAUGCCACACGUGCACUUGAUUACACCAAGCGGCCAAACUCGCUCAGGCUCACGACAGUCAAUGGACCUCAGUAUCUAUUGAGGUUACCGACCGUUACAGACAUGACACUCUGGAUUGACAGUUUACAAGCAGCUAUCAAUAUCUCUCUUGACCUCGAACACCGACCGAUGCCUAAAUUCUUGACGAUGCCUGCGCGUGCACAUAAUGUAUCCAAUCUCGAUACUCGUAUGUUGGCUAUUGAACGUGCACGACAACAAAGACUAAGGGACCAAGCUGAGGUUCUUAUUUGAACAAAUAUAUAUUGUUACCCUCUAUUUAUUUAUUUAUUAUAUUAUAUUAUAUUAUAUUAUUGUUUCAAGUGUUGUAAAUACAUAUCAUUUCACAAUCAUCUUUACCCUUCUUCUUCUUCUUCUUACACAGAGAGAGAGAAUAAAGAACCAAAUCAAAUCACAAU
Messenger RNA from Phycomyces blakesleeanus NRRL 1555(-), 2218 nucleotides. RefSeq lists its product as hypothetical. The coding region runs from base 99 to 2054 and encodes 651 amino acids. NCBI's taxonomy places the organism in Eukaryota, Fungi, Mucoromycota, Mucoromycetes, Mucorales, Phycomycetaceae. The transcript has 4 exons. The record is from RefSeq and is a predicted model, not a curated record.